This is a messenger RNA of Coffea arabica (coffee), 860 nucleotides long. The record is from RefSeq and is a predicted model, not a curated record. NCBI's taxonomy places the organism in Eukaryota, Viridiplantae, Streptophyta, Magnoliopsida, Gentianales, Rubiaceae.
GGCCGACCUUCUCUCCUCGUGCUCCUUUCCGUCCACGUUUAUUCUGCUCUAUUAUGUUACCAAAUCUUCCUUUACAAAUGUCAUCGCUUUCCUAUAUAUUUUGUCUUCUCAUUCGAACCUUUUCUUUAAAUCACGAAAGGAAAGAACCCAUUUCUUGAAGUCCAUUGAUUUUGAGUAUAUUCGUCUCAAUUUUCAUCUUCGCAAUGGAAGAAGCCAAGGUUGUUGAGGCAAAGGAUGGAACUAUUUCUGUUGCUUCUGCAUUUGCUGGCCAUCAGGAAGCUGUACAGGAUAGAGACCAUAAAUUCUUAACAAGAGCAGUGGAAGAAGCUUAUAAAGGGGUAGAGUGUGGACAUGGCGGACCAUUUGGUGCAGUAGUUGUUCGCAAUGAUGAAAUUGUUGUGCGCUGUCACAACAUGGUUUUAGAAGGCACGGACCCUACUGCACAUGCAGAGGUCACAGCAAUCAGAGAGGUUAGAUAUAAUUUCUGUGACAUUUAUCUUUGCUUUUGUACUCUUCCAAUUCAUUGAAGCACGAAUGAUCUCCCCAAGAAACAAUCACCUAACAUUGAGACAGGUGGAAUUAUUGCAGGAAGCAACCACAGCAGCAUAAACUACAAUCACACUACUUAAUGCAUUUCCUCUUUUUAAUGCAACACACCUCUCUCUCCCUCUUUUUCAAUCACUCACUCAUGCCUCUAAUUCUAUUUCUUGAUAAAUAAAGAGAAGAAAAAGGGAAUCAAUUUUUAGCUAAUUAAAAUUUUCUCCAAUGCAGUAUACUUAUAAGUCUCGAUUUUAAUUCAAUAAAGAAUAGGUAGAAUGUUACUUUUGAUCCUCUUAUAUGAAAAAAAACUAAGAUAAAAA